Molecule: messenger RNA, 1887 nt
Organism: Lizanozyma spartinae
Lineage: Eukaryota; Fungi; Ascomycota; Pichiomycetes; Serinales; Debaryomycetaceae
Gene: CSR1
Product: Csr1p
Exons: 2
Coding region: 1-1887 (628 amino acids)
Biological process (GO): regulation of transcription by RNA polymerase II
Cellular component (GO): nucleus
Molecular function (GO): RNA polymerase II cis-regulatory region sequence-specific DNA binding; DNA-binding transcription factor activity, RNA polymerase II-specific
Source: RefSeq, a predicted model, not a curated record
AUGAAACUAGAUGACUGCUUUUUCGAUCAUUGUGGUGAUAGUGACCAAUUCUCUUUGGAAGUACAACCGCCAUCUCAUUCGUCUCCAGCUAACAUCACCCAUAUACAUCGUACAUCAUCUUCUCCGUCACCACUGGGAUCAUCGUUUUCAGAAGGCACCUUGGAUGAAAUAUCUGCUGGUAUUAAAAAUGAUUGUUGCCAAGGUUUGAAAUUGGAUCUGUGUGAACAGCAACAUCAUCAAGAAGCCUCAAGAACGGUUCAUAGAGAUAGUCUUUGUCAAGAUCAAGAGAAUAAGAAGCAACUCUUUGAAAGUCUUAUCAAAAAUUUAGACUUUGAAACUUCAAUGGAACUUGGAACUAUCCCUGAGGAAGCAAUAUCAGAGGGCAAUAUGCCUUCAUUAAAACGUCAAAAAUUAACUAUUAAUGGUGCUAAUGUUGAUAACAAUAUUGACAUUCAUUUCCCUCAUAUCUGUCAUCAACAUACAGGCGCUAAUCUUCAUCAAUCUUGCUUUCAUACAACAAUACCCACUGUGGGACGAAAUCAAGAUUCAUACACCAAUACCACCAAUACCACCAAUAAUACGAAUAAUCCUGCCACUAAUAAUGUCGACUACGACUUCGUAAUCCAGUUCAAUAACUUUGAUAGGCUGGGACAUAACCAAAAACGUCUUGAAGACAUACCUUCUGACCGAACUCAAUUGACUCCUGAAAAGAAAUAUUCCUGUCGAUGGGACAACUGCUCAAGAUCUCUUUCUGAUGCUACUUUCAUGGAUCAUCUUCUUGGUCAUCACAUCGAGCAAGAAUAUACAGAGAAACCAUAUAACAGCUUUUCUACUGCUGAAAUGAAUUCAAUAGCUAAUUCAUUGAAUAGCGAAGAUAUUUCCAUCAACCCUUCCACUGCUCCAUCUAAAUUAUACCAGUGUGAAUGGAACAAUUGUAAUUUUGCAGAUGGCGAAUUGAAUGGGUUGAUCAACCAUGUAUUGGAGCAUAAGGAAGGCAUAGAUGCAUUACAGUAUAAUAAAAAUAAAGAUGAUAUCAAGUUGGAGAAACAAGAUAGCAGUUCUGCAAAUAAUAAUACUUGGGUUGAUCUUACUCCAUCAUCUACUGAUUUAUCACCAGAUACAACUGCAUCAUACCAGCUGCAGCCGCAACUGCAACUGCUCUCGUCUUCUAUUACACUGCUGCAACCUAUUCUCGUGGCCGAUCAAAUCAACAUCACUGAUUUCAAGCUUUUUCCUAAAGAAAACAAACAAUAUUGUACCAGGAAACCCAUUGAUCCUACGUACACUUGUAAGUGGCAAAUAGGAGUUGAUCCGACGAGUGGGAACCCCAUUGAGUGCAACCAAGCACACGACUCAGCCGGUAGUCUUCAGGAGCACUUGAUCAGCGAGCACAUUGGAGGAGGAAAGAGUCAAUAUAAUUGUGGAUGGGUUGGCUGUGAAAGACAUGGAGGUAAAUCAUUCACCCAACGACAGAAACUCUUGAGACACAUAUAUAUCCAUACUGGUUAUAAACCAUGUAAAUGUCCCAUAUGUGGGGUUUCCUUUGCUGUGGAGGUUCUUUUGACUCAACAUAUGAGAAUCCAUUCUGGUGAAAAACCCUAUGAGUGUCACACUUGUGGUAAGAGGUUUGCAACCUCAUCCUCACUUUCUAUACACAACCGAGUUCACUCAGACAAUAGACCGUUGGUUUGUCCUUAUCCUGGCUGUGGCAAACGGUUUAGAGAAAGCACCAACUUGACAAAGCACCGAAGAACUCAUGAACGCCUGGUGAGUUGCACCAUCUGCCACGAGACAUUUACCAAGAAGAGUCAGUUGAAGAAACACAUGAAUGAAUGCCAUAAGGGAAUAGAACCAAUGUUUGCUGCAGAACAUGUUCUAGAGACGUGA